Molecule: messenger RNA, 11005 nt
Organism: Racocetra fulgida
Lineage: Eukaryota; Fungi; Glomeromycota; Glomeromycetes; Diversisporales; Gigasporaceae
Source: the annotation of a GenBank genome assembly
AUGAAGUUUCUUGUUACUGUGUGGCAAGAUAUUAUCAUUCAUAAUGAUGAGAAAGAUGAAUUACUACAGCCGAGUUUAGUUGAACGUGUUCGAUAUAUAUUAAGCCGCAAUGUUCUUUCGUGCAUUCAUCUUUAUAAUUGUUACAGUGAUUUACCUGAACAACUCAAAAUCAUGUUUAUUGAAAUAUUUCGUGAUCGAACUUUACAUCUAUUAUCCGCUAAACAAUAUCAAAAAUGGGACGGGAAUCAUUUGGACGCAAUUCUCAAACUUCUAAUAAAUGAUCAAAUUCAGUGGCCUUUAGAGGAUUAUUUCAAAGUGCUAGAUAUUGUUUCCCAAUGUGUGGAUCUUGGACUCUUGACAAAAUUUCAUGAGUUCCUGGAAUUUGGAUUUAAUACAUUUAAGGAAAUAGAUGAAUCGAAACUUUCAAUUUUAUGCAAGCAAUGGUAUCGCAAUUUAUUAGAUCGGGCAUCAAAUUUUUCCAACUCAGAUAAUAAUAAUGAUUAUAGAGAUAAAUUUGCUUUUAUGGCAUUCAGUCAUAUUUCGAAGGUUUAUCCUUACAUUGGUAAAAUUCCUGUUUGGCAAACUUUGCUUGAAAUUGCAGUAAGUCGUGUUAAGCACACUUCUGAAGAUGUUAUUUUCAGCACUGUUGAUAAAGUAGUGGAAAAAUUAGUGGAGCUUGUUGUAGAAGCAUUUAUUGCUAUGGUGAAGGACAAAUUAAAUUCAUCCAUGUGUAUUGCGGAUAAUCAGCUUAUGGCAAAGAUCAAAUUAAUUUGCAAUUGUUCCACUGAUGAAUUGAAAGUACCUACAAGAUCUAGCGAAGAUAUUUUGUGUCAUAUCAUGACUCGAUUACAAUCUACUUUCGAUUCCCAAACAUUCUCAGAGAAUUUUCACCUUUCUUUACUUAAUUCUGGAAAUUUUUGGAUUCAAAUAUUGAAAGCCACUGGAAGUGUUGAUAAAUUACACUCACAUCCACAAAUAAAUGAAGUUCGAAAUGCUAUUUCUCAUCUUACUGAAAUUUUGAGUGAAGAAUCUAUUAGUAUCUCCUUGCUUCAAGAGCUUUUAAAUAAAGAUGAUAAUUUUUUGCUUACAUAUUUUGGUUUCGCUAUUAUACCUUCUAUAAACAAGAAUAUCCUGACAAACAUUCGAGAAAAAUAUCGAAUUUAUGGACUAGGUCUUGACUACCUUAAUUCUUUUUAUACUGAAUUUUGUCCUCAAUCUAUUGUCUUUGAUGUUAAAGAGUAUAUUGAUGACAUUUAUGAGAUGCAUCAACGCAAGAAUGCUACUACACUUAAAGAUACAUCUUUGAAUGAUUACUGGGGAAUGCACACUGAUAUAUUGCGUAUUGCUGAAGAUUUAUAUAAAUAUAGGAAAUCUCAGACAUUCAAGAAUUGUUUGAGUUAUCUAAUAGAAGAGGAAGAAGAAGAUACGCGAAGUGUUAAAUGGAUAGUUGAAAUAAUGCCAAAAGUCUAUGAAAGUUAUUGUCGUUGGUGUAGGACUUAUUUGAAAUGGGAAACAGAGAAGUUUUCAUUUGCCAAAAUUUUGUGGAACAAAGUUCCAGAUAUCACUGUCGAACUUGAUUUGAUGGAUGGUAUAUUAAAAAUUGAAAGAAGUCCAAAAUUAUUGAGAACAUUAACUGAUAUUUCUAAAGUUGCUCAAUGGAUCGAGAAAUUAAAACAACUUACUGAGGUUGUAUGCAUCUUUAAGAUACAAGAGGAUAAAGAUGAAGAUAGUUGGUUAGAGGAAACAUUGAGUGACUUGAGAGACGAUGAAACUUUGACAUUAGGAAGAUUAUGUGAUUCUUUUGAUCUAUUACAUGAAAAACUUCAAGUACUUGAUGAUGCAUGCUGGGCAUUGAUUAAGGAGUUAUCCCUUUCAGGAGACUUUUUGAACUGGCUUAGGUCAAUAGCUGAUCAUGAUAUUAAGAAUUUGAUUAAUGGAGUAGACGAUCAUUCUGAUGAAAGACUUAUUCAAGAAGAUACGGUGUCAUCUCUUAUUCAUGUUAAACAAUUCCUUUUACCAAUUAUGUUAGAUGCAGAAAAUUUCUCGUUGGAAGAAUUUUUGAAAGAAAUACGAAAUGUUGCAGAAACUAAUUCUUCAUUAGCCACUGCUAUUUCGAAUCGUGGUGAAGUAACCAAGGAAAAGAUUUCCAAUGCAGUAAAGAUUGGUGUCUAUGAAUUUAAAUGGACAUCAAAAGAUGAUGUAUGUUCUGCUACUCUAUCUUAUUCAUCUAAAAAUGGCACUAAGAUGACAUAUUCUAUGAGUGAUUUGCAAGAUUUACGUGGCCGAGCAUUGUUAAUAGCUAAACCUGCAUCCACAAUAUAUGGAGAUAAGGAAGAAUCAAAAGAUAUAAUGAAUGAGUUUGUGUUACAAGUUGACAAAGCACAAAGUAUUAUUGAUGAGUUUACUAAGCUUAUCGAGGCUGGUCAUUUUAAUUAUCGUGAGUAUUCUAAAGAGGUUACAGGCCUAGAACAAUUGAAUUCACAUCUUAAAGCUUUAGAAAAGGAUUUGAAAGCUUGCAAAGGGCCUAAUCGAAAAAUUUGCGAAAAAACUUGCGAAACUCUCGUUAGAUAUGUCAAUUUUGGAGCAAAAUUACCGCCAAUACGAAAUCCUAAAGAUGCACUAAAUAUUAAAAAUCAUCAUUACAAAGUCCUUUGUGACAUUGGAAUAAGAUUAAAGAACAUUUUUGAUUCUCUAUCAAAAAAUCCUAUUCCUUUCGAAGAAUGUGGUGAACGUAUAGUUUCUGAUGUUGUAUAUCCCGGAAAGCUAUUUGUCGCCGCAUGUAGUGAUCGAUCUGUUAUACCUAAUAUUAUAAUGUCAUUAUAUGCUAACAGUAAAUUUUAUCCUAACGCGUGGCAACUCUUAAUUUGCACACCGUCUACAACUUCUGAGGAAAUAGCAAUAUUUAUCAAGAGAUGUUCAUUUGCUUCAAACAAUGGGUACAAAGAUCAUCUUUUUUGUAUGGCUAAUCUAGAGGUUCUUGACUAUAAGUUACAAUAUUAUGUAGUUAAACAAAUACGAAGUCUUUUGGAUAAAGCCAAAAUUUUUUACUUGGCUUUGAUUUGUUGUCAAGAACCCGGAAUGCAUCACCAUAUUUUGGAUCAAUUUUCCGAAGAUGUUCGCGUAACCAAUGGAUUAAGCACUAAAUCAAUGAAAGAGUCGUAUAGAGCAAUAUGCGAAAAAGUCAUCUGUGUAACUUCUGAUUUAUCUGGACAAGGAAAAACUGAAUGGAUCAAACAAGAAAGUUAUAGAAAAAUGGUUAUUCCGCGUACAUUUCUUAUUAAUGAUGGAGCUGAUUUUGGAAAAUUGGUGAGACAAUUCCAAAAAUUCCCGAUUCGCAAAACUUUGGAUUCUUUACAUAUUAAUAUUAUAUCAGCAGACAAUCCCUGGGAAGUUAAUAUGUUUUUAUUUCAAUUAUUAACAUUUGGAAUUGUUUCUCACCAAAGUGAUAUUGGAACCCUCCCGGAUAUCCACGUAUUUAUCGAAGUUGCUUCUAGUGUGGAUAAUCGAUUGGCAAAAUCAUUACCAAUAGUUAGUUAUUUAGAUUCUCCACAUCUUCGUUUCAAUUUUAAACAAUUAAUCGUAUCGAAUGAGAUUUAUAGUCCAAUUCAAGUAGUUUGUCAAUACUUGAAUGCACAUGAAAAUGCCUCAUUGGAUGAAUGUGAAAUAGCUUAUCGACAGCCCACACAUAAGCCUCUUCCUACUAAAAGAUGUCAACAAUUAUUGUCCAAAUAUUUCUUCAAUACUAUUACCCCUGAUCUUUUAUCUUAUCGAUUCCUCGAAAUCUUUAUUAAUGUUUUUGCAAAUCAACUGAUCCGGUUAUCAUGUAGUUCAUUUUUCACAGUGGAAAAUCUAAGGUUAAUGAUCAAAGAAAAUAACAUUCGAUUAACUUUGUUUAACACCUUAAUGGAUGUUUCUAAAGAUUUUGCCACACGGUCAAUUCAAACCAAAAAUUCUCAAAUGCAAGCACUUUCAGAUUCACCAGAUCAAUUAGGAAACAUAACUAGUUGGGACGAUUCCAAUCAUCUUUUAGUGUUUUUCAUGUCUCAAACACCAGAUUCCAUUUGUGCUUUAUAUCGUGAUAAAGCAAAAGUUCUUGAAAAUGUCCAGACUUUACUUAAAAGUCAGCAUAUUGCAAGUGACAAAUGGCAAUUAGAAGAUUAUAGAACAAUGCCAAUGGACUUAUUGUUGCUGAGAUUGGAAAGUAUAGCUCGUAAAACUCAUCAUAAAAUUGAUUAUCCACCUUAUGCUUUAUCAGCUGAUAAUCUUUUGAAGAUGGCUUUGAUUUUGUUGAGAACACGCGCUAACGUACCUGUAGUAAUUUGUGGUGAAGCUGGAUGUGGAAAGACAAGUUUGAUUAGUUUCCUUGCUAGAGUGGUUGAAGCGGAAUUUCACGCUUUAAAUCUUCAUGCUGGCAUAACAGAGGAAAUGAUCAUUCAAUUUAUGGAAGACUCUCAGAUAAAUGUUCAUCAUCAUGAAAUUAAAAGAUUUGAUGAACAAAGAAGUAAUUUAGUUUAUGAAGUAAAACCAUUACCUGACCAAAUCUUAGAUUAUGUUUGGGAUUAUGGUGUUUUAGAACCAAGUGAUGAAAGAAAAUAUAUAGAGAUUAUGACAAAAACUCAACUUGACAAUAACCUAAAUCAUGAAAUGCUUGCCGAUCUAUUGUUCACUUCACAACAAUUUAUUCGAGAUGUUGAAGAAAAGUAUACUGUUAGUUUAAGAGAUGUUAAAAGAGCUAUUACUUUAAUAAAAUUCUUUUAUAAUUCAUUACAAGACCGGCCUCGGGUUAAAAAAGAAGUACCAUAUCCACCUACUAAACCUAAUAUAGUUUUACAAGUGAUUAGAAAAGAACAAGAAGACUAUGUUAAUAGGAUGACACUCCCAUUUAAUACUGCAAAAAAUGAUGCAUUAUUGGAAAAUGUGCUGGUUAUGAUUGUAUACUUAAUUCCUCAUCAAGGAUCAUCAUCAUCAACGUCUGAUGGCAUAAUUAAAGUCUUUGAAAAAGCCAAAAAGUUUCAAGACACAAGUUCAGAUGAUUUUCCAGUGGUCAGUGUCGUAUUAUUGGAUGAAGUUGGAUUGGCUGAAACAAGUCCUCAUAACCCAUUAAAAGUUCUUCAUUCUCUACUGGAACCAAGUUAUCCUGCUGAAGGACCAACUGUUUCUGUUGUUGGAAUUAGUAAUUGGAGAUUAGAUAAUAGUAAAAGCAGUAGAGCCCUGUUAGUGCAAAGACCGCAAUUAACACUUGAUGAUCUUGUAGAUAUAGCAGUACGUUUACUUAAUGAUGAAUCAACCACAAAAGUGCAGCCAUCUUCCGUAAGGCACAUAGCAACUGCCUACUUAGAAUAUGCAGAAUCUGGACAAGAAAUUCCAAAUUUCCAUGGACUUCGAGAUUACUAUUCUUUAGUUAAAAAUCUUUCAAGCCAGGAACUAACACCAAAGAAUAUACAAAUGUCUUUAGCUAGAAAUUUUGGCGGUACCAAUAAUUAUUCUGAAAUAUGUAAAAAAUAUUUUGGAAAUGUUAUAGAUAUUUUUAAUUCAAAUCCAAACUGGACUUAUGAACCGAUAUCGACUGAAUUUUUAAUUAAUGCAAAUCUUGAAGAUGAGUUUGCUAGACAUUUAAUGGUAAUCGGAAACAGUGAUUCGAUUGUUAAUUUAUUAGUUUAUCAAUUGAGACAACGAGAAUUGGAACCGGUUGUUAUUUUUGGAUCACAAUUUCCCAAAGAUCAAAAUGACCAAGGAAUAAAAGAUGCUGAUCCGCCACUCCUAAACCGAUUUGAAAAACAAAGAAUGACAAUGAGAGAUACAUUUACAUCCGUUCACGAAGAAUUGGUUGAGGAAUUAACUUCCUGGGCAAAGAGAAUGUCAACUAUAACAUCGAUGCAGCUCGCUGUUUCACGGGAUAAAUUUACAUUAAGUGACUUGUUUAUUGGAUUUAAUCCCGAUGAAACUAUUCAGAGUUUGGUGAUUGAUAUUAAAGAGACUUAUCAGUGGAUGGAUAGUUUGGAGAUCUUGGAAAAGUGUAAAGAAUGCCUGAUUGCGAUUGCUUCUUCUGAUGGCAUUGUUAGGGCUGAGAAAUCUGCAUUGGAACCAGAUGAAAUAGAACAUUGCAAAAAAGUAUACUUUAAAGAUCAACAUCAUGAUCAUCUGGAAGAUUAUUUUUCAUCUCUACUUGAUACGGAGCCGACGACUAAAGGGUAUCAAAUUAUUAUCAACACAUUUUCGAAUAUCAAUACAGACAUUGCGAAAUGUCUUAAAGACGUAUUUACUUGCCAAGUUCUUAAACUAUCAACCUUUAAAACUGAAGCAGAGUUUCAAAAUCAAAUUAAACGAUUCUGGUUCGAUUCACCAAAUAAAGCGAUGUUGGUAUUACAAUGUGAUCUUACUACCGCUAAUGCUGGAUGUAUUAAGUUGGCCAAAUUUUUGAUCGAACAAUACCGAUUAGAGUAUUUUACAAAAAUGGAACAAGCUCAAGAGUCGCAAGAACAAGAAAACUUUAUAGUUAAGCAUUGGAAACAAGUUACAAUUGAGACAUUGGUUCGACAAGAAAAACCUUUAUCAUCACUUUUGUAUGGUAGUCUUUGUGAGAUUAUUGAAGAAACUUAUCCAUUUGAAGAGAUUUUGAAACAAGAAUUGUACAUAACCGAAAAAAUCCCUGGAAAUCAGGAACUUGUCAAUGCAUUGAAAACAAGAACAAAAGAAUGGAUAGAACAAGAAGAUUCAUUAACAGAUUGGCAAUAUCAUGUUGCAUCCAGUAAAAAGUCGCUGUAUCCACAUUCGUCAUUUGUUACCGCAUUGUUAACGCAUAUUCGAGCAAUGAUUCGAAAACCAUUAGCAAGAAUAUUAUGCGCACUUGAACGAUUUUCUGCAAUUGAAACAUUUAUAAACCUCAACCAUCUCAAAGAUGAGCAGCAAGAACAAUUAUCAACAUUCUGGAAGGAGAUGUUUGCAGAUAGAGACGUCAUCAAUAUUGAUCUAUUACAACAACCAAAACCAGAUAUAUAUUCAUUACCAGGAGGAGUCCAUGAUCUGAAAUUUCCAUUUUCUUAUUAUUUUAUGAAACAAAUUGAUCGUUUUAAAAGACUUUAUGAAGAAGAAAUUGCCAAACUUCAUGAAGACCCGGAAAAUCUGGAUGCCGAUGGAACAUUGCUUAGUGAUGUUAUCGAGGAUUAUAAUAAGGGAUUCGCGAAUAAUAUUUUUAAUUCGGUCAAACAUCUCAAAUCAUCACCACUAGAAUGGAAUAGGGAAUUAUACUUUGAAGAUUUUAUCUCAGUAAUUUGUUCAAAUGAACCGGUUAGUAAAAUGAUUGAUCCGGAGGAUCACCAUUUUGAAAAAUUCCUUGUAUAUGAAAUAGCUGAACAAAAGUUAUAUGAGCUUGAAUCGAUAGAAAUUAAUCAACUACCAGAAUGGCAACAUGAAGCAACCAAAAUUAUAUCACUUUGUACAAAACUCACAGAAGCUUCUGAUUUAGAGUCUUUCCAUCUCUUGCAAAUAUGUAGUGAUUUAAUAUCCACUGAUGUAAUUUCAUUAGAUGCCAUUAAAGAAAUUGUAAAAGUGGCAUAUUCAGGGGAAGUGCAACAAAUUUUCACUAGUAAAUUUGUCAAAACAGGUUUCCAAAUUCUAGAUGGAGUUAAAGAUUAUUAUGUUCCAAGGAAAUUAUUUAUGAUUAAAUGUCUUGAUAUUCUCCCGAUUACUUCGAAUAUACGUUUAGACCUUUACAACAAAUUGUUCUCAAAAGACCCUUUUCCACUUAUCGACAAUAGAAUUUCUGACCCUAUAGAAAUUAAUAACUCACAAUUGGGAGAUAUUGAUAUAUCCGAGUUAACCAAUCGACUUAAUUACGAUAUGGAAGUAAAUAAGCAAGUUCCAUUGAUCCAUUCUCUUAGAAUAUAUUUUUUGCGUGCUUUGCGGCGAUGUUGUGAAUUCUCCUUGGAUGAUGUAAAACGAUUUUGUAAAUCUCAGGAAUACACAUUACCUUGGUUAGCAAAUUUAUCAUGGGAGGAUAAUAAUCGAGCAAAUAGGUUCCCUUUUAAUCCAUAUAGAUCGAUGGAAGAUUAUAAUAAUUUAGAGACUACAUUUGCAUCUCUUCACAACUUUAACAAUAAAGGGCCGUUUGAAAAGAACUUUUUUGCAAAGUUUAAAAAGAAGAAUUCAAAUCUAUCACAUUUAGCAUUAAUGGGAUUAAUAUUUAGCAGAUUGCACGCAAUCAGAGCUUCACGCGGAUGGUCAGAAAAUGAAACAUCAACAGCAAAAACUUUACAAGAAAGUGUUGAAAGUGUUGACCAUCUUUCAACAAUUUAUAAAACCACCAUCAAAAAUCUCAUCUCUAAUGAACAUAAACUUUUGAGAUUGACUGAAGCUAUUAAUAAUCAAGAUUUAUUGAUUAAAUCUGUUAUUGGACAUAUAAUUGCAUUAAAUGCGUCUAUUCGUCAUGAUUCGUCACCUCUUGCUAAUUUAUUACAGAACUUACAUUAUUGUACUGGAUUGUUUAUUCCAGCCACUCCUUCAGACGAAGAAUCCAUUGUUUUGAGUGCAGUUCUUCGAGGGGGUGGUUUAAACCAUGUUGCGGCAGAAGGUCAAACAAAAAUGGAUAAUAAUCCGCUUAGAAUUCCAUUAAGUGCCAAAAACCAGACUGGUUAUAUCGGAGAACCAAUAAACCAAGAACCAGCACAAUCAGUUAGAAUGAUGUCCCCGACUUCGUAUCGUAUCUUACAUUUAUUCGUUCAUGUGAUUAUCGGAGCUUGGGCACAUGCACCGCUGGCAAAAGAUUUCUUGCAAAAAAAUAAUAAGAUAGCCACUGAUUCUGGAAAGUAUUGUAUGGACCAUAUAAAGAAUGAUUGGAUGGUUCUAAGGAGGAUACUUAAUACUUCAGAUGAGAAUUUAGCGUUGGUUUUACAUUCAAUUUUGGAUUCAAUGGUUCAAAAACCAUGUAAAAUGGUUUCAUUAAAGACCUCAGCCGAGCGAGAUGAAUGGGAAACAGAAUUUAAAGACAAAUAUGUUACCCCUCAAGUUAUAAAUAUCACUGAAACGGCAGUCAACUUCCAAAAUAAGCUUGCUGAAGCCGAUAAGUCUCAAGAUAACGUCAAUAUUAUCGAAGCAGAAAUAAAUCAAACAUUAGCAAUGGACAAUAAUUAUCAACUUGAACAUUUGCCAAAAAUGUGGAGAUUCAUAUCUGAUAUUAGUUAUCAAAGUCUUCAUGCUCAUUAUUUGAGUGAUGAAGAUAAGCAUUCUAAAAAAUAUCCGUUUUUGGCUCAAUUCUUUAAACAUUCUGAAAAACUAUCGUUGAUAAAGCACCUUUUACCGAUUGUAAGAUUUGUGCAAAUUUUAUCUUCAAGGUUAGAAUAUCGAUUAAGUAGGGAUGAGGCUGAGGAACAAACUUUUGGAAAAUUUAUUGAUAAUGAAGAAGGAGAAAUGGAAUUUGAAUAUUCAGACAAUAAUAUUUUGAGACCAAUGUUUGAAGAUUUUGCUGAAUCUUGGAAUGAAAUUAUUGAUAAAGUUAAAAAUUAUCAAUGUCAUCCUCUUCCAGAUCAACCAAGGAUAAAUCUGGAUUCCCGUGUAGCCUUGGGAUUGAUCGAACCAGUUAACUCAGGUGUAUAUCUUUGCGCAAUUUUAGAAUAUCUUAUUGGAUUACAAAAUGAAUUUUUGGAAGAUGUUAUGGCAAUUCCUUAUGAAUCCUGGACUUCAUUAAAAUUUUUGGAUGAAGCUUCGCUUAAUUCUAACGAAACAGUAACUUCAACUUCACAAACAGAAAAAACAUUACAUCAUUAUAUUAGAUCCAUUCGUCUAGAAAAUGCUAAACCAAAUAAUUUUAUCAAUUAUGAAUGGAAUGAUGAUCUUCUUCAAUAUAGUCAGCGGAAUUUACAAAUGGGACGUGGAGAUGACGUUGCAUUUGAUUUACAAAAAAUUGAAUCCGAACUUGCGCGUCAAUUAGUUUUUGGUAAAGUUCAUAUCAAUACAAUUGACGAAUCAAACUUAUAUCUAGAGCAAUUUAAUUUCCAUUUAGAAUUAUUUAAGGGUUACAUGAGAAUUCUGAGUGAUAUCAAAGUAUUAAUCCCGCAAAAACCUAUUUCAAAUUACAUGAAAUCAAACGUUUUUAAUUUAUCUACUACCUCAUCUACAAAAAUAUCCUCAACCAUGGAUAAUUUAGAAUCGAUGUCAUUUGAAAGCGCAUCAAAAUUACUUUCUUGUUUGGAAAUUUUACUUUGCUUCGUAAAAAGAAAAUUAAUUAGUGAUUCCGAAAUUUUGAUUAGUGAAUUUGUAAAACAAUGGGCAAAACUUUCUGUUUUGGUUGAUAAUGAAUUGUUUAUGAAUAUCUUAAAAGUUGAUUUAAGGCUCAAACAUGUCGUAGCUUUAUAUGAGCUUAUUGAAGAACAAGUUGCUAACAAAGUUAUUACGUAUGUCGAUGACAAAUAUGCAGAGCCAUUAACAUCGGAUUUAGAGAAGGACAUUUCUGAUGCACUUGAUUUUGAUAUUACUAAUGACGUUGAUUCUGAAGAAACUGAUUUAAAACCAAUGGAUGAUGAUAGCCUUAUUGUUGAGGAAAAUAAGAAAGUUAAGAAAAUCCCAGCAGAAGCAUUCGCUAGCACAUUAAAAAGAUUUAUUUUCAGAUAUCUAAUGAAAGAAUCAAUCAAAGAAGAUCAUCCAAUGUGGGCUUAUUUAAAGGAUGGUUCAUUGAACUUGUGGUCAGCACAAAUUUCAGAAGAAUUAGUCGAUGACUUUUUCCCAGAAAGUUUGAUGACAUGCCAUUCUUUCGAAGCUUACCGAUUUGUUUUUGAAAAAGUUGAGCAUAAGGAACAAAAUGUUUCUCAUCAGAAUGUGGAUGGUCCUGACAAUAGCUCAUCAUCUAAUACAUCAUCUAAUAGAGGAUCUCAUAGUUCUAGAGGUUCUAGAGGAAGUAGAGGGUUUCAUAAGGGACAUAACAAUGUUCCAAGAGGUCAGAAUCAAGGAAAUAGUAAUGCUUCAGGAGGUCAACGUCACUCUGAAGAUGCCGAAUCUUCGACAAGAGGGCGUG